This is a messenger RNA of Camelina sativa (false flax), 1788 nucleotides long. The record is from RefSeq and is a predicted model, not a curated record. NCBI's taxonomy places the organism in Eukaryota, Viridiplantae, Streptophyta, Magnoliopsida, Brassicales, Brassicaceae.
GGAGCCCUAGCAAGACAAAAAUUGAAACCCAAACUCAUGUUUUGUUUCCUUUUCUUUACUCAGAUAAAAUAAAAAUGCUUUCUACUGAAUGUGAAACAGUGAGCGUACCAAAUAUUUUAGUGCCGUUGCAUGAACAUCUUUUAUCAUGUACAGAAGAAUCUAUCUAUUCUUGUGAUUUGUGUUACGGUGAAAAUGGCAUCGCCUAUCAGUGCACAGAGUGCGGCUAUCGGCUACACAAAGACUGUAUCCAGCGCUUUCUCAGCUACCCAUCUCCGUGCGGUCACUCCCUCAAGAUCUCCAUGCCCAAUAGAUCACCUCAGUAUGCAAAUGACCGAUGCCAUUUUUGUCAAAGCAAUCUUGCUUCUCCGUUUGCUCGUUGCACGAUGUGCAACAUAAACAUUAGCCUAAUUUGUAUGGGAAGUCAACCACCACCCACUAUUUGUGAACCAAAGCAUCACAAGCAUAGCCUCACUCUGUUGGUAAGGUUAGUCACCUUUAUAUGUAAUGCAUGUGGUGUGGAAGGCGACCGCAAUCCUUACGUAUGUCUUGAAUGCAAUCUGAUGGUCCACAAAGAUUGUAUCGAGAUGCUACCUCGAGUCAUAUGCAUCAACCGGCAUGAUCAUCGCAUCUCUCAUACUUUCCAUAUUGGUCAAGGAGAAGGAGAUUGGGAGUGUGGAGUUUGUCGGAAGACGAUUGAUUGGGUAUACGGAGCUUUUAAAUGCUCUCGUUGUCCUAGUUACGCCGUUCAUUCAAGAUGUGCAACGAAAAAGGAAGUGUGGGAUUUUAAAGAACUUGAAGAUGUGCCUGAAGAAGAAGAAGAAAUCGAAGAGCCAUUCAAGGUAUUCAGAGAAAACGAGAUCAUUCAUUUUAGUCAUGAAGAACAUGUUCUCAGAUUGGAUGAUGAGAAUAAUGUUAACACGCGCUGCGGAGGUUGCAUUCUUGCUAUCAACGGCGAUCCAUGCUACAAAUGCGUGGAAUGUGAUUUCGUGCUUCACAAAGCGUGUGCUAGUCUGCCUCGGAAGAAGAGACAUUUGUUGCACAACCAUAAACUCACUCUACAAGUUGAUGACUCUUCAGGAUUUACAUGUAAAGCUUGUGAAACCUGUUCUAAUGGUUUCAGGUACAAAUGUCUUGACGACAAUUGCGAAGAUGAUGUUGUGUAUGAUGUUCGGUGUAGUUCGGUAUCGGAACCAUUUCAGCAUGAUCUGCAUCCACAUCCCUUAUACUGAACAUUGGAAAGUUCCAAACGAUGUCAAGCUUGUGGCACAAAAAGCGACGAUAAUCUCCUAAACUGCACCGUCUGUGAUGAUUGCGCUUUUUGCAUGAAGUGCACUACUCUACCAAGGAAGGUAAAACACAGGUGCGAUGAUCAUUUUCUGUCAUUAUGUCAAGGUGUGGGAAACGCAAGCGGUGACUUGUGGUGUGAUAUUUGUGAGACCAAGACAGAUCCAAGUGUAUGUUACUAUACCUGUGAAGAAUGUGGGCUAAGUCUCCAUCUUGAUUGUGUUCUUGGAGAUUUUUAUUAUAUGAAGGUAGGAGUCACGGAAAUGAUCGGGAUUGAAGUAUUUGCCAACCAUGGAGUUACUCGACCUUUUUGCUUCGUUUGUGAUGUUCAUCAUUGCAAGUGUCCCUUCAUCGCGUGGAUAGAUAUGGGAGAAGAAGACUACUCUACUGGCUAUAUUUGUUCGAUGAACUGUGUAUUCACACUAGCUGAUAAAAAUUAGGGUAGAGCUUAAAACUGAAAAAAUGAGCCAUUUGAUAUGUGUCCCGAUGCUGCAAGAAACACUA